Molecule: messenger RNA, 3478 nt
Organism: Aedes albopictus (Asian tiger mosquito)
Lineage: Eukaryota; Metazoa; Arthropoda; Insecta; Diptera; Culicidae
Exons: 2
Coding region: 623-3478 (951 amino acids)
Source: RefSeq, a predicted model, not a curated record
GUUGCGAAAGCCCCUCGUCGGUGAGUACACCUUUCAUCAACCGUGCCGGUGUCGUUUGAUAGAUGUGAUGGGCGAAGCUGUCAAUGCGAGCAGAAAGGUGAGAGGUGUAAAAGCUAUUGAUGUGUACCACGCGGAAAUCAACACUCUGUUAUUGUUAAGAUUACGAAGUUUCUUGAUGAAUUAUUGCCUUAAAAUUGCUAUUGAACUAUUAUUAGAGCUUUUGUUAAACUAUUAUUACGAUAAGAUCGAACCCUAGGUUAUGCCUGACAUUGAACUAUAGCGAUCACGAAUUAACUUGCGUCCUACCUACGUCAUAUAACAGGUAAAAUUGAACAAUCUACAACCCAAAAUAGGGUAUUUGUGUAACUAAUUUGUGUAACUAUUUGUAUAGAGCUGAAUCUUGUAGCUUUCGGCACGAUCCACAUCCCUGGCUCGAACCAGAAAAACCCCAUAAAACGUAAGAUACAUGCAGCAGCGAUUAACCACUGUACUAAUAGUUCACUUGAAUCCAUUUUAGGAAAUUUUAACGUAUCGUUAAUAAAUCGUUUAAAAUUCGGAAUACUGUGUUCAUCUCGUUGCGUGAGCAACAAAUUAAAAUUUCGUUUUGCCGGGAAAAGUGGAUAUGCCGCGAUCCCUACAAGGACAUGAUGAAAACAGUUUGGAACAAAGCUGUCUCUGUGGGUUACCGGAAACCAGUCAAAUGGUUAGCUGCGAUGAAUGCCAAAGAUGGUAUCAUUUUGGUUGUGUCGGUGUGACCGAGGCCAUCGCCGAAUACGAUUGGAGCUGUCAGAGAUGCCAACGUGCCAGAGUCUCUGCUCCAAUACCGACUACGUCCCUUGCUCCAUCGACAAACCAAGUUUUGACAACCAACGCGUUAAAAAAUCCAACAGGACCUCUUUCGAUCCCGAACCCGUUUGACGGAGCAGUCGGAUAUACUCUUCCUACGGAACUGCCAACGAGUUAUGUACCGCCACCACCGCCUUCAAGUAGUUUAUGUGACCUUACACGCACGUACCGAAGCUUCAUGUCGAUUCCAAUGACACAAACGGUUAUGACAACGGCCCCGUCCGCACAGCCAACGCGUACGACCACCGCUCAACCCUGCACACUAGCCUCCGCUCCGUCUGCAUCGUCGUCGCGUCAGAAUCUCAUUUCGCAACUACCAACAGACCUUAGGACGCGCUUUUUGGAGGAGGAGCAAGCUCUCGAAAUGAAGCAUUUAGUGGAGCGAUAUCAGUUACUGAUGAAUCAAACGCCCGUCUCAGCAUCCCAUAAUGCUCCAUCUGCAUCUCACUUGGGGAAUGCAGCCUCACAGUGUCAUGUAUUUUCGGCUCAUCAACCACGCAUGGCCACUGCCAGUAUGCAGGCUGCUUCAGUUUUACCUAAUCCGCAAUAUCACUCUUCGCCGGUACACCAACAACAUAGUUCCACCAGGCCAUCGCACGUUGGUAUCGCGUUUCAAUCGCAGCCUUCACCGGUUCAAAAUUAUCCAAAUCUGCAGGAGUAUCAACACCCCAAUCCAUUGGUAGCAACCGGGUACGGGAACGAGUCAGCGUUACUUAACAGAAGUCAGAUUGCUGCGCGCCAAGCCGUAUCGAAGGAUCUACCGGAAUACAAUGGCGAUCCGGAGCACUGGCCGCUUUUUUACGGUACCUUCGAGAGUACAACCCGUAUCUGUGGAUACACUCCUGAGGAAAACAUGAUGCGAUUACAGAAAUGCCUCAAAGGUAAGGCACUCGAGGCAGUUCGAUGUCAGCUACUUCAUCCAGGAAACCUCGACAGUGUGAUGGCUACCCUCAAAAUGCUUUUUGGCCGACCAGAAAUAAUUGUGCAUUCCCUCAUCCUUAAAAUCCAGACGUUACCAGCACCGAAAGCAGAUAAGUUGAACACCUUAAUCGAUUUCGCUAUCGCGGUUAGAAACAUGGUAGCGACAGUACAGAAUUGCAACUUGGAUGAGCACCUAUGCAACAUAUCCCUUCUACAAACUCUUGUAGAUCGUCUGCCGCCGAUGAUCCGUUUGAACUGGGCAACUUACCGUCAAGGACUAUUCCGAGUCACACUCACGGAAUUUAGCGCGUGGCUAUACACGCUUGCAGAGGCGGCUAGCACGGUCACGAUUCCACAACUGCUAAACGAGCCUGAUAGACCACGUCGUGCCAGAAAAGAUGAGGGGUUUCUAAAUUCACAUUCCGAAACCUCUACAAGUGGCUAUGAUGGCGAAGGUGACUACAAAGAAAGUUGUAAGGAGUGCACGAUUUGCCAAGGGAACUGUGCAAGUAUAGAAGAUUGUAAGCAGUUUCUUAUACUCGACCACCCAGGGCGGUGGAACUUACUUCGCGAAUACAAGCUUUGCCGGAGUUGUUUAAAAAGACAUCAAGGUCCAUGCAAAUCCACCAAAGUCUGCGGAAAAUACGGAUGCACAUUUAAGCAUCACAGAUUGCUACACAACGAUGCCAAAGAGAAACGUCCGACUUUUCCUGCGGCAAGCAGUCACCAGGAACCGAUAGGCAACUCAAGCAAUCAAAAUGCUACAAACCAUACCUGCAACACUCAUCGUGGAGACAACAAAUCAGUUCUCUUUCAAUACAUUCCGGUCGUUCUACACAACCAAGGUAUGAAAAUAAGGACUCACGCCUUCCUUGAUCUGGGAUCCUCAGUAACUUUAUUAGAAGAGAGUCUGGCGGCGAAGCUGCAACUGAAAGGAGAAAAGCACCCAUUAUGUCUUCGCUGGACUGCUGAUGCUUGUCGCUACGAAGACUCAGCCACUAUUGUCGAUUUGGAUAUCUCUGGGACACGCAAUGAGGACAGCAAGUAUCGACUAUCUGAAGUGUAUACCGUUAAGGAAUUGAAGUUGCCGGACCAGUCUCUGUCGUUUGCGGAACUUUCUGCGAAGCACACCCAUCUGCAAGGAUUACCUGUGAACUCGUACUCAAACAUACAACCACGUAUCAUGAUCGGUAUGAACAAUGCUCGCAUCAUCCAUCCGAUAGAGAGCAGAGAAGGCAAGGAAAAUGACCCCAUAGCAGCUAAGACCAGGUUGGGAUGGAUGGUUUUCGGGACGUGUUUCUCUGGCGGCCAAUCAUCUUCUGCGACUAUUCCGCACAGCUUUCAUGUGUGCCACCACGUUGCAGAGACCGACAUCGAACUCAAUUCCAUGGUUAAGAGCCACUUCGCCCUGGAGGGAUUAGGAAUUUCGAAACCUGUGAAUGUGUUGCAGUCCACCGAAGAUGAGCGUGCCAUUAGAAUGAUGCGUGCUCGGACAACUUUCGAAAACGGACGAUAUCGUACUGGAUUAUUAUGGAAAUAUGACGACAUUCGUCUUCCUGAUAGUAGGCCGAUGGCACUGCGUCGGUACAACUGCCUUAUGAAGAGAAUGGAACGCGAUUCAGAGCUGGCCGCAACCCUUAAAGCAAAAAUGGAUGAAUACUUGUUGAAAGGUUAUAUUCAGCGGGGCAGCGCGGACGUCAACCACGAAUAG